GACUUGACGCCUCCCUACAACACGGGGGUCCUCGGACACAGACGCGGCUGCUGUCAUGAGAGGAGCGGGUCGCUGGAGAGACACACACGGCGCCGACAUUAACCAUUAACGUGUUAACGCUCCCGUCGGGGACAGCUCGGGUACACACACCGUGGAUAAAACCCGGGGGGACUGCAGCGGGACGUCUCUUUUCUCUGUCAUGGACUCCCCCGGUGUGAGUAGCUGACAGCCGCACUUUUCCUCUCUGAGCGACCUGCUAAGCAUGGCAGCACACACCACAUCAUAGACAGUCCACUACUAACAGUUUGGAAAGACGUAAGUGGAAAAGGAAGUGGGAGAGGAACAAGAGAGAGUGUGGACACUGUUUACCAUCAGGAGAGAUGGGUGAGACGGAGGAUGAACGUAUGGCGCAAGCCAGUGUCCUCUUUGAGAACUUUGUGCAAGCAUCUACCUGUAAAGGGACUCUGCAGGCCUUCAGCAUCCUCUGCAGGCAGCUGGAGCUGGACCCUCUGGAUUACAGCAACUUCUACACCUCACUCAAGGCAGCAAUCAGCACCUGGAAGGUCAAGGCUCUGUGGACCAAACUGGACAAAAGGGCACAGCACAAGGUCUACAACCAGAAUAAAGCCUGCCUGGGCACUAGGUGUUUGAUCAUCGGUGGUGGUCCUUGUGGUCUACGGACGGCCAUCGAGCUGGCCCUGUUGGGCUGUAAGGUGGUGGUGAUCGAGAAGAGAGACACCUUCUCCAGGAACAAUGUGCUCCACUUGUGGCCUUACACAAUAGAAGACCUCAGGGGCCUAGGAGCCAAGAAGUUCUACGGCAAGUUCUGCGCUGGCUCCAUCGACCACAUCAGUAUCCGCCAGCUCCAGCUGAUGCUGCUGAAAGUGAGUCUGAUCUUGGGAGUGGAGGUUCACGUCAAUGUGGAGUUCAGCAAGCUGGUGGAGCCACCAGCAGAGCAGACUGACGACAGUCCUGGGUGGCGAGCAGAGGUCCGGCCCUCCAACCAUCCUGUCUCAGAUUUUGAUUUCGAUGUGGUGAUUGGAGCUGAUGGACGCAAAAACACAUUAGAUGGUUUUGGUCGCAAAGAGUUUCGAGGGAAGUUGGCCAUCGCCAUCACAGCUAACUUUGUCAACAGGAACACCACAGCAGAGGCUAAAGUCGAGGAGAUCAGUGGGGUCGCCUUUAUCUUUAACCAGAAGUUCUUUCUGGAACUUAAGGAGGAGACAGGAAUUGACUUGGAGAACAUAGUUUACUACAAAGACAACACACACUACUUUGUCAUGACAGCGAAGAAGCAGAGUCUGCUGGACAAAGGGGUCAUCAUAAAUGACUAUAUAGAGACGGAGCGACUGUUGAGCGUCGACAACGUCAACCAGGAAGCUUUGCUGUCCUACGCCCGUGAGGCAGCUGACUUUGGCACAAACUACCAGUUGCCGUCUCUUGACUACGCCAUCAACCACUAUGGUCAACCAGAUGUAGCCAUGUUUGACUUCACAAGCAUGUACGCCUCAGAGAACGCUGCCCUGAUCAGGGAGAAGCAUGGACAUCAGUUGGUGGUCGCGCUGGUGGGAGACAGUCUGCUUGAGCCCUUCUGGCCGAUGGGCACAGGCUGUGCUCGGGGUUUCCUGGCAGCCUUUGAUGCUGCUUGGAUGGUGAAGGGCUGGGCUCAGGGCAGGAGCCCUCUGGAGAUACUAGCCGAGAGGGAGAGUAUCUACCGGCUGCUGCCUCAGACCACCACAGAGAACAUCAGUAAAAACUUUGAACAGUACACCAUUGAUCCCGCCAGCCGCUACCCCAACCUCAACUCCAGCUGUGUUCGCCCACACCAGGUGCGUCACCUAUUCAUUAAUGGCCAACAGGACUCGUGUCACCUGGAAAGUGGAGCACCCACACGUAGAUCAGUGAACUUGUCCAGAAGAGAGUCUGAGGUGCGUCCUGGCCGGCUGCUGACCUGGUGUCAGAAGCAGACUCAGGGCUACAGAGGGGUCGAUGUCACCAACCUCACUUCUUCCUGGAAGAACGGCCUGGCCCUCUGCGCUCUCAUACACCGCCAGAGGCCUCAGAUCAUUGACUAUGACUCUCUUAACGAGGAGGACGUGGCGGGGAACAACCAGUUGGCGUUUGACUUGGCUGAGCGAGAGUUUGGCAUCCAGCCGGUGACCACAGGAAAGGAGAUGGCUGCGGAGGCCGAACCAGACAAGCUGAUCAUGGUUCUCUACCUCUCCAAGUUCUACGAGGCCUUCAGGAACUCCCCUGGAAACGACAACGGUUCAAGAGAACCAGAUGAAAACAAUGAAGAAUAUCCAGCUAAAGCCAACCUGAAAACGAUGAACCAGCCCAGGAAGAGGAUACCCAGGGAUGACAAGAAACUGGAAGACGAUUCCGUGAACAAGAGACGGCGAAAAGGCAACAACUACCUCUCUGAGCUGUCCUGUCACAGUGCCCCCCCUGCUGGUGAGGACGGGGAGCUGCGGGAGAACAAGGUCCGCUCCAUGGCAACUCAGCUGCUGGCCAAGUUUGAGGAGAACUCAUCGACUGCAAAGAUACGCAGCAAGUCUGAUGAGGAACAAUCAGAUCCAUCCUUCUCUCCUCCUCUGUCUCCUUCCACCACCCCACUUCCUCUGUCAGAGGAGGAGGACGACAGGGAAAACCCCCGUUUUGCAAGGCCCAAGGAUGUUCCCCUUCCUAUUUCUCUUCCUCCCCCUCGCCCCAAGUGGCAGCCUUCCAUCUACCUCCGCUUACUGGAGAAUCCCAGUGCUGUGGCUGAGCAGACCACCUUCCUCUAUUCGCCCAAAUCUCCUCCCCUCAGUCGCUCUCCUUCACCCUCGCGCUCUAAGAGUCCAUUCAGUCCUCCCCGCUCACCGAGCCCUAAUUUUUCCACACGUUGCUACCCAGAACGCACCUCUCCUGACCUGACAACCCAACAUUUCUCUGCUUCUUCUCUGACCGCGUCUGAUCACGAUCAUUCCUCUGAGAGGUCAGAGACGUCGGCACAGCAGAGACUGUCUGCCAGAGAGUUUUCCAGGAGGAGUAUAAAGGACAGAGCCGUCCUCCUCUCCUCCUUGUUUCCUGGCUCCAGCAGACCUCCUCCUGCUCCUCUUUCUCCUCUUCCUAAAUCUCAGGUGGAUCUAUCUGCCUCUCCUCCCUGCUUGUCCCCACCUCCUCCUGCUCCUCUCUCUAUCUCUGCAUCUAAAUGCUCCACCAUCUACCCUGUAGUCCACCCCAUCCCUGAGCCCACUGCCCAGGCUGGUUUCUCCUCUGUCCCCUUGGACACUACUGGACACAAGGACAAGAUAAUGAUAGACUCCUCUCUUUACUUCUCUUUCACUGACUCUGAAAAAACAGAUCAAACCUCCUCUCUUCACGUUGAUUCCUCCACAUGCAGCACCAAAACGUCUUCUGCACUUGCUUCAUCCUGCUUUGACGAGAGCCAGGAGCUCUCCUCUCCGCUCUCUGAUACGAACUGUGAAAAUGGACACCGCAGCUCGUCUUCUCCUCCACUUUCUUUACUGCAUGAGAAAAACUAUGAGAGGAGGCAGGAAAGUGGGCAGCAGAAGCUCCACAAAACUGCUCAGGAGACAUGUGACGAUAAGAGUUUAGAUGAAAAUGAUCACAUGAAGUGCAAUGGGAGCUGCGCUCUUGAGACCCCCAGAAGAAUCAGUUGUAAGUCAAUAGUCCGCUCUGAGAGUUGUCCCACCGGAGCUCCUAAGUACAUUAAAGAGCGAACAGUGGGAAAGGUAUCAUCCGCCAUAGGUGCUAAAGCUCAGUUACUGGCCAUCCUCUAUGAGACAGACCACAGGCCCAAUGCCACACCGUGUGUGGUACGUAAGGACCUCGCUCCCGGCCUCGGGGGCAGCGACGUCUGCCACUUCUGCACCAAGCGGGUGUACGUGAUGGAGAGACUGAGUGCCGAGGGAUACUUCUUCCACCGCGAGUGUUUCCGCUGUGACGUCUGUAACUGCACCCUCCGUCUGGGUGGCCACACCUUUGACUCGCAGGAGGGAAAGUUCUACUGCAAGGCGCAUUAUGCUCAGCGCCAGUCCAGCAUCUACACGGGGAGGUUCAGAAGGAGAAUGGACGAUCGUGUCACACCCUCAUCCCUGAGCAGUGGGACCUACUCGGCAACGGGCAGCGUCCAGAUCCAGCCCUCAGGCGGGGCGUCCAGCUUGCAUUCAGAGCAGCUUGAUAAAGGUCAGAAAAGAGUUCCUGAAGACACAGAGAUGGCAGUUGAAGCUCUGGAUGCUUCCUGCAUUGUCAAACCCGAAGCACAAGACGCUGCAGGGGCCAAGGGCCAAACUCAGGAAAGCACCAAAGCUCGCUCCAGCACCAAACAGAAUAAUCGAUGGAAACGGAAGAUUAGAGCGACCUUCCCUCUGAUCUUCAUCAAGCACUUCCAGAGGAGCUGGCCGCUGGACAAAGAGGGACCAGAGACUGUCCCUGAAGCCGACUUUGACUUUGAGGAGAUCAUUGCGGCAGAAACCGGCUCAGAGAGCAGUUCCAAGAUGUCGGCGAAUACCCAGAAUCCCUCAGAGGGAAGUCAGAGGAGUGAGGAGUGCGCGGCCGCAGUAAAGACGGACGGCAGCUCGUCUAUCCCAAAGAAACGCUUGAUGAUAUCUCUGUCGGAGAAACAGAAGCUUCUGAACUGGGACGUCCUGGUCACGCCAGAGGAACCUGCGAUAAAGACCAAAAACCCACUUCAACAGAAAGACCAGGUACAAGCAGAGACAGAAGCAGAUAAGCCUCAGACAGACUCGUGCCAGGAAGGGGAACAAACCCAGAGCCAAACCUCUGCCUCGCCCCCCUCAGCCUUCCAGCUCAUAGCCAACGCCUUCAGGAGGACAUUUAGUGUGACCAAUCCCUCCAGUGGCUCCAACACUGCAGUCCCUAUGAGGACCAAACAUGGCGGCCCCCGAAAACAGAGGCCCAUGUCAGAAGGAACAUUCAACUUUAGCGCCCUCUUCAGCACCACCAUUCAAGAGCCAUCGGAAGACCAGAACAGGGCCGGCAAGCGCGAAGCUCGGUGGGCGUCUGUAGGGGCCGAUCCGUGGGGGGCCGGGCAGGACCUGCCCUCGCUGCUGCAGCAGGUGUCCCUCAGGGGUCGCAGGGACUCCGGAGGGGUGUUCUCUGACGACACGGGCUCGUUGCCCCGCAGGAGGGUCAACUUGUUCUCUUCCCUGAGGCUGAGGAAGAGGGAGGAUUCAGAAAGUGAGGGGCCGGACCACGAGGUGCAGAAGGAAAUCAGGACCAUACUCACCAACCUCAGGAACAAAGCCUCGUCCAAGCAAAAUUUAGAACGGUCUUCUUCUAGCGAAGAUGAAGAUGAAAACAUGACAUCCAAUCAGACGCUUUGCCCAGAGAGGCAGAGGAGGAAGCAGGAGAAGACGAUCGCCCAGCAGGCUAAAAGAGAACAGCUGAAGAGGCUUCACAGAGCUCAGGCCAUCCAAAGACAGCUGGAGGAGGUUGCAGAGAAGCAGCGAGAUCUGGAGGAGAGAGGAGUGGGCAUAGAAAAGAUCAUAAGAGGAGAAACAGAGUCACCUCAGACAGAUGACAGCGACGAGGCCCAGCUCUAUCAGUCCUGGUUUAAAUUGGUUCUGGAGAAGAACAGAUUGGCCCGCUAUGAGUCUGAACUCAUGAUCUUCGCACAGGAGCUUGAACUGGAGGACACGCAGAGCCGCCUGCAGCAAGAUCUACGACACAGAAUGGCAACAGAAGAUACAAAGAAGAGCGCCUCUGAGCUGCAGGAGGAGCAGGAGAUGCUGUCAGAGAUCAUGAGGACGGUGGAGAAACGAGACAUGUUGGUUUCCAUCCUGGAGGAGCAGAGGCUGAAGGAGAGGGCUGAGGACAAGGACCUGGAGAGCCUCGUGCUGUCCAAGGGCUACGAGUUUCACUGGGCCCAGGCGGAUGACAGCUGGGGGCAGGAGAGGCUGGAGUGAAGACUCAAUGUUGAGGAGCAGGAUGGAUGGAGAAGCACUGUGAUUCUCUAUCUAACACUAUUUUAAAGGAACACAGGUUGAAAUUUUACCAUAAUACUUAUUGUCUGGCUAAUUCUCAUGAAGCUACAAAUGUAGAAAAUGUGGUGAGGACGGAAAAGUCACGAAAGUGUCUGUGUUCGUUCACCCUGAAGAAGACGGCGAGGCUUCGUCUGGUCUGAGUCUGUGCUGGUAUGCUGAGCUCAGAGGAGGAAGGAUGGAAAUGGAGCCUGAGCUAAUGACUUCCUUUAGACAUUACCGUUUCUCUGCCAUUAAGGUUAUUUGACCUCUGUGCUCACAAGUGUAAUCUGUCACGGCCCAGGCUGACACUGACCUCAAACUGGAUGUUCAGUAUGCUUAACCACUUCUAAUUAUGUGACUGGCUGCCUUGUAAAAUGCUGGCGCACCUCACAAACCAAACUGACUGCCUAAUCAACAGCUGCUUUAUGCAUCUGCUUGCCUUAAGAGUGGAAUUGUUGUGGCGGAUUUGUUGUUAAUGUAACCCCGUAUGGCCUCACUGGAUAGCACAUGGAAUGACUCAAUACUGUUUUAGUGUUUUGCACAGCACGACAUGUUUUUAAAUUUGUGUCAUAAAUCCAGAGAUCACUUUGUAGUUUUGUAUGCGAGUGUGAGCGCUCUUGUCCGUAUUUUAAUAUAGUUAUAUUGUCACUUUGUGCUGGAACACUGUAAAAUAAAAUGAGUAUCUACACCACUGAACACAGGAGGAGAGAGUCCCACCUGCCACAUAUCUGUAGUCAGGUCGUAAGACGUCCCUCUGUCAGGUGGCUGCGUGACACAACAUGCAACACAACUGAGGACUAAAUCACACAGCAGAAAAUGGAAUCUGCACAGGUCGAGACUUUCAUGAAUGUUGCACAUUUGGUCAUACACCUGUCCCAGCCCUAAUCCACCUGCUGUGAGAUCUCUGACCGGGGCUGGAGGUUCAAGACAUAUAAAGCAGUUUCCUGCUCAACAUAAGUCUGUGACUAACUACUGUCAGUUCAACUGUGACUGUUUGUUUUGCUCGUUUUAACCUAGUGUGUGGGCUGUGAGUCAAAAUGACAGGCUCGGCUCCCUUUUGAGAAGAUGAAUAAUGUGUUUACAUGAUUUACUUUUUUUUUUUUUAAAUGCCUGGUCAAGAAACCGCAUUUCUCAUUUAGUCCCUGGGCUUUAAAUGUUUUGUCUGUUUGUGUUGUGAAUUAACAAACACUAAAUUCAGAAUAAGUUAUGUUUUCA
Acanthopagrus latus (yellowfin seabream) is the source of this 7205-nucleotide messenger RNA. It is a transcript of the gene mical2b, whose product is annotated as microtubule associated monooxygenase, calponin and LIM domain containing 2b. Bases 381 to 5933 code for a protein of 1850 amino acids. The transcript has 37 exons. The record is from RefSeq and is a predicted model, not a curated record. Gene Ontology annotation, molecular function: protein binding; FAD binding. NCBI's taxonomy places the organism in Eukaryota, Metazoa, Chordata, Actinopteri, Spariformes, Sparidae.